Molecule: messenger RNA, 3078 nt
Organism: Hydra vulgaris (swiftwater hydra)
Lineage: Eukaryota; Metazoa; Cnidaria; Hydrozoa; Anthoathecata; Hydridae
Biological process (GO): receptor-mediated endocytosis
Cellular component (GO): plasma membrane
Molecular function (GO): signaling receptor activity
Source: RefSeq, a predicted model, not a curated record
UUAGCCUUUAUAAUGCAGUACAAUGUUGUCAAGAUAUGAAGCCGACCUAUAACAAGAACUAUUUUUGUAGCUUACUUUUUAUUUCUUCUCUAACAAUUGUAGUAAUGCAAUACUAUUAUCCUGCUCGUAAGUCAUCGAAAUAUUCUUUCACUGUUUAUAAAAAUAGAAAAAUUGACGGCACUUCAAAUAUCAUUGAAACUCACUCAAAUUACGAGGAAUGUAUUAAUUCUUGUUAUAACAAAAAAGAGAAAUGCAAAUCAAUAGACGUCAAAAUUGAGGAUAAAAAUACAUUAACUUGUCGAUUUUUUGAAGAUGAUUUUCCAAAAACAAAGCAAGCUGAAGGGUUUCUUAAUAUUUUAACAAAACCGCCGAAUUGUUCUCUAAGUUGCAGUGCAACAAUGAACCCAUGUGGAAAAUGUGACUGCAAACCAUCUUGUUCUGCAAGAAAUCAACGACAACAUAUAUGUAACUGUUCAAACGCAGCAGGAGUAACAAAGAAUUGCCUGGAACAUUACAAUAAUGGUUUUAAUAAAACUGGAGUUUAUCAAAUCAGUCCUAAUGGUUCAACAUUCAUGGUUGUGUGUGAAAUGGGAAAGGUUGAACAGCGAAAUCCUAUAGUAACAAACCCGAUUUGCAAUGCAUUACCAUCAAAUUUACAGUUUUCAUUUAACAGUUCAGUAUCGUACUGUGUUGUAACAUGUGCCUCUUAUUCUUCGAUUAAUAUUAUGUUUUUUAAUAUAUACUCUGGAUGCUACUGUGGGAAUUAUUUAGGAUGGUAUUACAAUAAAAUUGAUCCUGACUUACAACCUGUUAGUACUCAAUCAGAUUACUGUAUAAUUGGCCCAUCUUCAAAAAGUUGCAAAUUGUCAAAAGUAAGUUCUACGGAUCAAAUAUACUAUAAUUCUUAUAUUUAUAUUGGAUACAUUUCAUGGAGUUCAUGUAUGAAUUUUUGUGUGGAUUAUCAAAAAAAAAAUCCAACUCAGAAUGGGUAUGUUGCAAGUGCAAUAGUUGAUGUUUAUGGAGAUUGUCAAUGUCUGUAUGGGUUUAGUGGUCAAACAACAUCUUUCAAAUUAGGUUGUUCUUUUUUUGAGACAUUACCACCAACUGCACUUCCAAAUGUAAAAGUCAAUGAGCAUGUUUUGACCCGCAACAAUUUGCUAUCAAUAUUGACAUCUUUAGAAAAGACAUACUCUGUUUCUUUCAAGCUAAACCUCAUAUCAAUAACAUCAUUUGAAAAAAAUGUUAUUCACUUAACCAUUGGGGACAAUUAUGGGAAUUAUGGUUACAGAGUUUCUAGUGUAUGGACUAUAUCAGGAAGAUUGUACUUUCGUUCUGCAGUGAAUGGAAAUGUAAACUUUGAAAUAUACACAGAUAUACUACCACUUAAUGUGUGGUCAAAUAUUAAAAUUUCACAAAUUAAACAGAAUGGAUUAUAUAAAUAUAAAAUAUAUAUAAAUGAAAGCGUUAUUUAUAGCACUACAAAUACAAAUCCCCAAACUUUUUCAAAUGUUUAUGUUUAUGUUACAAAUCCUUGGUAUUAUGCAGCAGAUGGUUCUAUUAAAGAUCUAAAAAUUGUAAAUGAAAAUGAUUAUUUCAGUGAUAAAUGUGCAGAUGAUUGGAUAUAUAAUCAAAACCAUUGUUACUUUUUUAACAUUAUAACUACAAAUAAUUGGCAAGAUUCUUAUUCAUCAUGUCUCAAUUACGGAGGUAACUUGUUAAGUGUAUCCGAUGAAGCAGAAAAUUUGUUUAUUAAAAAUCAACUUCAAGAUGACACAAUUAAAGAUCAAAAUUUCUGGAUAGGUCUAAAUGAUCAAAGAAAUGAAAACAUAUUUGAGUGGUCAGAUAAUACAUCUGUACUAAUCUAUAAUUGGAUGCUAAAUGAGCCCAACAAUUAUAAAGAAAGUGAAGACUGUGUAAUAGCAAAUUCAGUUGGUUGGAAUGACGUUCCCUGUGAUUCACUCUACGGUUUUAUAUGUAAAGCUAAAUCAGAAACUUCAGACCCUGUUGAGCAGAAAUUGAUUAGUGGUAACUUAAAUGCAACACUAUCCUUGCUAGAUAAAACCUAUUCCGUUUCUUUUAAAUUAAAGCCCAAUUCAUAUUCACAAGGGUGGAAAAGCGUUAUUCAUUUAACAAUUGGAGGCAAUCUGGGUCAAUAUGGUGAUAGAUGCCCAGCUGUAUGGUUUCAUGGUGAUGGCUCAGGAAGGUUAUAUAUUUCUGCAGCUGUCAAUGGAAAUAAAGAUUAUACUUUUACAACCCAGCCUCUGCCCCUAAAUCAGUGGUCAAGUUUACGAAUAUCACAGUUUCAAACAAAUGGAAUUUAUAUGUAUACAAUAUAUUUAAAUGAGUUACUUGUUCAUAGCGUUAUAAAUAAAAAGCCACAAUCUUUUUCUAAUGUUAAAGUCUAUACUGCAGAUCCAUGGUAUGAUGCACAAGAUGGCUUCAUUAAAGAUCUCAAAAUUAUAACUGGAUUUAGUGGAGUCUGGAUUCCAAUGAUGACUCGCUUUGCCAGUUGGGAAUCAAGUUUUUGGAGUAAAAGCUACGAUGCUUACGAAAACGGUUUUGGCCUGUUCAACCAACAAUGGAUUGGUUUAAAAAAGAUUUAUCAAAUAACCAACACAUUUUUUACUGAUAUGAGAGUUGAUUACAUUUUUGAAGAAAGUAUAACAUUAAGUACGAUGUAUUAUAAUGUAAUAAUUGGCUCAAGUGAAGAUAACUACGUGUUUAAUUACGAAAAGUACGACCCAAGAGGCUCAUUUGAACCAGAUCGAUUUAACGCAAAUGGUACGACAUUUAAAAGUUGUAGUAUGUGGUGGACAACUAGUUGCGAUAUAAGUGCAUCUCCAACUUCGUUAUAUAAUAUAUCAUAUGGAUUAACUGAAAAUUUGGUUGCCAUAUAUUUCUCUUUACGUACGAAAGAAAUCAAGGAAAAGCCUUUUAAAUAAAAAUGGAGUUUUUUUUUUAUAUAUUACUAUAAUUUGUAUUUUUUACUGUUGAAACUUAUGUCAAUAUAUUAUAAGAAUUUAUUAUAUAAAAUAUGAAGUUAACCUCAAUAAUUAAGCUGCAUUUUCGUACAAAUUA